UCUUUUAUUGCCCUCCCUUAAUGUUGAACAGGAUGUCUCUAUGGAGACAGGGAUAAACAGAUGAUAACAAAUGCUCAGCAGCCUUUAAAGCUCAUUUGAGUGUAUGGGUUGGCGUUUGAGGUGAGGCAAGGAGAGGCAGUGCAGGACAGAGACAGAGGCAGAAGGGACUUGACAUUAGCAAGAGUAGAUAUUCUUCAAGAUGGCGGAGAGCACGGACCUGGAACAGCUGAUGAGCUCUUUUAAGAAGUUUGCGAUCCACGGAGACACCAAGGCUACAGGGAAGGAGAUGAACGGGAAGAACUGGGCUAAACUGUGUAAGGACUGCAAGAUCAUCGACGGGAAGAAUGUCACCGGCACUGACGUGGAUAUCGUCUUCACUAAAGUCAAAGCAAAGACGUCCCGGGUGAUCACCUACGAGGAAUUCCAGAGAGCCCUGGAGGAGCUGGCCCCUAAGAGGUUUAAAGGUCAGAGCAAAGAGGAGGCCCUAACGUCUGUCUACAAGCUGAUAGAGGGCAAGGAGCCCACCAACGUAGGAGUCACGAAAAUGGCGAAGACAGCCGCAGUGGACAGACUGACGGACACCACCAAGUACACAGGCUCCCACAAAGAGCGCUUUGACGAGAGAGGGAAGGGGAGGGGUAAAGGCGGGCGGGAGGAGCUGGUGGAGAAAACGGGGUAUGUUGGCUCCUACAAGAACGCCGGAACCUACGAGGAGAAAACCAAGGCUAAGUAGCCCACCGGGCCAGGCGGGGUGGUCAACAGGCCCAGUAGCCCACCGGGCCAGGCGUGGUGGUCAACAGGCCCAGUAGAUCACCGGGCCAGGUGUGGUGGUCAACAGGCCCAGUAGACCACCGGGUUAGGGCCAGGCGUGGUGGUCAACAGGCCCAGUAGACCACCGGGUUAGGGCCAGGCGUGGUGGUCAACAGGCCCAGUAGCCCACCGGGCCAGGCGUGGUGGUCAACAGGCCCAGUAGCCCACCGGGCCAGGCGUGGUGGUCAACAGGACCAGUAGCCCACCGGGCCAGGCGUGGUGGUCAACAGGACCAGUAGCCCACCGGGCCAGGCGUGGUGGUCAACAGGACCAGUAGCCCACCGGGCCAGGCGUGGUGGUCAACAGGACCAGUAGCCCACAGGACCAGUAAACCACCGGGCCAGGCAUGGUGGUCAACAGGCCCAGUAGCCCACCGGGCCAGGCAUGGUGGUCAACAGGACCAGUAGCCCACCGGGCCAGGCGAGGUGGUCAACAGGCCCACAAGAUGGGAUGUAUCCGAAAUUACAUCCUACUCUAUAUAGUCCACUACUUUGACCAGAGCACUAUGGGUCCUGCUAUAAAGUUGUGCACUAUAUAGAGAAUAGAGUACCAUUUGAGACGCUUCCAGGGUCACUAUCCCCUAGCCCCCCCUCCCCCCCUACAGUCGGGACCAAACCCUGAACCCCGAACUCUGACCUUUGACCCCUAACCACAGGCUUAACCCCAGGCCCUGUCAACAGAGGCUGUUCCUCUCUUAUCUUUGAUAUGUUCUGAGGGUGUGUGUGUGUGUGUGUUUGUGUGUGUGUGUGUGUGUGUGUGUGUGUGUGUGUGUGUGUUGUAAUUGGGGAUGAUAAGAGAGCAUGCUUUUUACUCUGAGGAUGUUGUUAUAGUUAGAGAGCUUGUGUGAGGUGAUGUCCUUAAACAGAGAUACAUGAACGAUGUGUGUUUACAGAUGACUACAUCAGAAUGCUCUGUUCACUGUCACACCUGGCCUGCCCUGAGACUGUACAUAGACCUGUGAUAUAGCAUACCUUUCUUUACCUUGCUUUGUUUUUAACAUGUUGAGUUGGACUGUGACAGACUGAUGCAAGAGUUGCUCUGGAAUUUUUUACGAAACAUCCACCGUAAAGUAAAAACGUCAGCGUCAAGAUCGUGAUUAGACAAAAAAAAUACAUACUGGUAAAAUAAUCUGACAUUGUACUGCGUUCCAUAGGCUUCAAACCAUGGACGUCCUCUUUGAUUUGAAUUCAGUUCACUUUCUUACAGUAUAUUUCAUCUUUCUUACAGUAUAUUUCAUCUUUCUUACAGUAUAAAACAUCUCUCAAGCUCAUAGUUUCAGGGUUUCGUCUUUAAGACUUGUUUUAGAACUAGCUAGCUUUUUAUUCUGAGACUGUUUCUUUAACGCUCGUUGCUUUCAAAACGUUUCAAUUUAUUUUUCUCUCUUUUUUGGUUGUUUUGAUUUGUUUGUUUUAGUGUUGUAGAAACUGGACAAUGGCUGCAUUGAAGGAGAAACGGUUGUAUAAAAAGUGGUAAUAAAGUGUUUCUCUAUA
Molecule: messenger RNA, 2300 nt
Organism: Salmo salar (Atlantic salmon)
Lineage: Eukaryota; Metazoa; Chordata; Actinopteri; Salmoniformes; Salmonidae
Gene: tppp3
Product: tubulin polymerization-promoting protein family member 3
Biological process (GO): microtubule bundle formation; microtubule polymerization; positive regulation of protein polymerization
Cellular component (GO): microtubule
Molecular function (GO): tubulin binding
Source: RefSeq, a predicted model, not a curated record